Sinocyclocheilus grahami is the source of this 2254-nucleotide messenger RNA. RefSeq names its product signal peptide, CUB and EGF-like domain-containing protein 3. NCBI's taxonomy places the organism in Eukaryota, Metazoa, Chordata, Actinopteri, Cypriniformes, Cyprinidae. Gene Ontology annotation, cellular component: cell surface. The record is from RefSeq and is a predicted model, not a curated record. The transcript has 15 exons. The coding region runs from base 14 to 2128 and encodes 704 amino acids. Gene Ontology annotation, biological process: signal transduction. Gene Ontology annotation, molecular function: calcium ion binding.
UGACGAAUGCCGCAUGAACAACGCCGGGUGUGACCAUGUGUGCAGAAACACAGUUGGCAGCUUUGAAUGCAGCUGCAAGAAAGGAUACAAACUUCUGACCAAUGAGAGGACGUGCCAAGAUAUAGAUGAGUGUUCAUUUGACCGGGCAUGUGACCACACAUGUGUGAACUCACCUGGAAGUUUCCAGUGCUACUGCCACAAAGGUUACGUCAUCUACGGCGUGGCUCACUGUGGAGAUAUUGAUGAGUGCAGCAUUAAUCGGGGUGGCUGUAAAUUUGGAUGCGUGAACACUCUGGGCAGUUACGAGUGUACCUGCGCUCCUGGUUACAAACUGCACUGGAACAGGAAGGACUGUGUCGAGAUCGUGAAAUGUACAUCCAGUCUGGUGGCCCCCAAAGCCACCCUUACUUGCAGUAAGAUGGGGAAAAAAGAGAGCUGCUCUCUCACGUGUGCAUCCAAAGCACAUUACCUAUCAGAAUCAGACAACAGCUAUUCUGUCAGCUGUGGAAUACCCAUUCUACGAGGUAAAUCUCAGAGCAGAUUAAAUGCAAGCAGCAUCCAGAGCUGCAUAGAGACUCAGGCUCCUCCAGUGAAGCAGACGGCGUCCUUCCGGAUCAAGAAUGCCAAAUGCCACCUGCACCCGAAGCAUAAGGGGAGGGCAGAGGACAACGGCAGACAGAUCGGGCCAGGUGGCCAACCGUGCAAUAACUGCCUGGUCACGUUCGUUAACCUGAAGUGCGACUCGUCUAAGAAGGCCAAAGGUCGUCGGGCACGUAACCCAUCAAGCAAAGAGGUCACGCGCAUCACUCUGGAGCUGGAGGCUGAGGUCAAGCCAGGAGACGCCACUGGGAACUGUAACAUGAUGUGUCAAAGGCAGCGCAUGGAGCAGCAGAUGAAGUCGUACAUUAAAGCCCUGAAAAAAUCCAUUAACCAGGAGCGUUUCCUCAUCCGUGUGGCUGGAUUGGAGUACGAGGUGGCACAGAAGAUCCCACAAGCUGGACUGAGGCAGGAGAACUGUGGACCGGGCCGAGAAAAAGACAGCGGCCGCUGUGUCAGAUGUUUGCCUGGGUCUUACUACCAUGGUGAGCAGGAACGCUGCGCCCAGUGCCCACCUGGAACAUUCCAGGAACGUGAAGGUCAGCUGGCCUGUGACCUUUGUCCUGGAGGAGACCGCCAUGGCCCAGUAGGGGCCCGCAACAUCACGUCAUGUGCAGGUCAAUGUCCGCCUGGUUAUUUCUCCAGCGACGGGUUCAAGCCCUGUCAGCUGUGCCCCGUGGGAACGUACCAGCCCGACCCAGGACGAACACUCUGUUUCCCCUGUGGAGGUGGGCUCGGUACCAAAAGAGAGGGCGCCAGCUCCUUUAAUGACUGUGAGGUCAAAGUGUUGUGUUCUCCAGGUCACUAUUAUAACACCUCAGUUCAUCGUUGCAUCCGCUGUCCUCAUGGAACCUACCAGGCUGAGUUCAGACAGAACUACUGCAUUUCCUGUCCUGGAAACACCACCACAGACUUCGACGGGGCCAUCAGUGUGUCUCAAUGCAAGAAUCGGGAAUGUGGGGGUGAAAUAGGCGAGUUCAUCGGGUACAUCGAGUCCCCCAACUAUCCAGGAAACUACCCAGCCAAUGUAGAGUGUAUCUGGACGAUCAACCCUCCACACAAACGCAAGAUUCUGAUCGUGGUUCCGGAGAUCUUCCUCCCGUCUGAGGAUGAGUGUGGAGAUGUCCUAGUAAUGAGGAAGAAUGGGUCAGCGACCUCUAUCACCACUUAUGAAACAUGUCAGACGUAUGAGAGACCGAUUGCAUUUACAGCCCGAUCGCGCCGCCUCUGGAUCAACUUCAAAUCCAACGAUGUAAACAGCGCUCGCGGAUUCCAGAUUCCAUACGUCACUUACGAUGAAGACUAUGAGCAACUGGUUGAAGACAUUGUAAGAGAUGGAAGACUUUACGCCUCUGAAAACCAUCAAGAAAUACUUAAGGAUAAAAAACUGAUUAAAACUCUGUUCGACGUGCUGGCUCACCCAAACAAUUACUACAAGUACUCAACUCGGGACUCCACAGAGAUGCUCCCGCGUUCCUUCAUACGCCUCAUUCACAGCAAAGUCUCCGCCUUCCUGCGUCCGUACAAAUAGUCAAAAGCGCCAUCUGCCUCCACACACCUCCUGUCACCUGGCCUCGAGUCAACGGGAUCCUACACACACAUUUAAAGGAAAUAUACACACACACACAUUUUCAACAGCACACACACAAUCACACUA